GAACGACCGCUCCGUAGUUGUUAGCGAGUCUGCAUCGUUGGCUUUCCCAAACCUCCCGUCCCUGCGGAUUGCGGCCGCGCGACGAGGCGGAGGCUCGUUCGCCGGCCACCACCGCCAUGUCCUCCUCCCUCGCGCUCUCGCUCCCGCUCCCACCCCGGUGCGCGCUCCCCCUCCCGCCACCUCACCUCGCUCCCAAGCACCCAUCUCUCCGCGCCAACCAGUGCCACCUCCUCGUUCGCACGCUCCCCCCGCCUCGCCGCCUCCUCCUCGCCCCUAGGGCUUCGUCGUACGCCGCAUCCCCCGCCGAGCCGGCGCGUGAGGGUGGCGCGGGCGGGAAGAAGGCGCCCGGGUUCCGGAACAGGUUCCUGGACCUGGCGCGGCUCGGGGCCGUGGCGGAGGGCGCGGCGGAGGCCUUCUUCCGCAGCGAAAUCCGGCGGCGGCUUGCCGUCACGGCCGUGCUCAUCGUGCUCAGCCGCGUAGGCUACUUCGUCCCGCUUCCCGGGUUCGACCGCCGCCUCAUCCCCGACUCCUAUCUCAGCUUCGCCCCGCUCCCUGCAGAUGACCUCGUUGAUUUUGCUUCUGAACUGAAGCUGUCGUUUUUCCAGCUGGGAAUCAGUCAUCAGAUCUCAGCGUCGAUUGUAAUGCAGGUUCUUUGCCAUGUUCUUCCAUCACUUGAAAAGAUUCGCAAGGAAGGAUUAGACGGGCAUGAGAAGAUCAAAAGCUAUAUAUGGUGGCUAUCACUGGGUUUUGCAAUUGUGGCUGCUUGUACUGUGUCAUGCUAUUCGCUGCAGUACUCCAUAUAUGCAGCAAGUUACAGGGUUAAGCAUGUCAUAUUAACAAGCUUUCUGCUUGUCCUCGGUGCAAUGUCAACGACUUGGAUCUGUGACACCAUAACGGAAUCUGGCUUUGGGCAUGGCUCAUCUUUGAUUAUCUGUGUUGGAAUAUUGACUGGUUACACAAAUACACUACACAAGAUGCUAACUCAAUUUUCAGGAAAUGUGUGCACAUCUUGGCCCUACAUCUUGGGAGUAGCUGGGAUCUUUAUGAUGGUUACCAUGGGGGCAGUGUUGGUGACUGAAGGAUGUAGGAAGAUAAAGCUUCAGUACUAUGGAUUCAAGUUGGCUUCUAUUGCAGGGUAAUAAAGUAGUUUGAUUCUGCAUUA
This is a messenger RNA of Triticum urartu, 1162 nucleotides long. NCBI's taxonomy places the organism in Eukaryota, Viridiplantae, Streptophyta, Magnoliopsida, Poales, Poaceae. The record is from RefSeq and is a predicted model, not a curated record.